This is a messenger RNA of Oryctolagus cuniculus (rabbit), 9025 nucleotides long. Lineage: Eukaryota; Metazoa; Chordata; Mammalia; Lagomorpha; Leporidae. The record is from RefSeq and is a predicted model, not a curated record.
CGGCGGCGGCGGCAGCGGCGGCCGCGGCCGGGCGGGACCGGAGGGCGCCGGGAGCGCCUGCAUCACUGGGCGCGGGCUGCAGCGGAGCCGGAGUGAGCAGGUGCAGCGAGGAGCGCGCGCCGCGGCCGGGUGCUACUGCAGUGGCGCGGCCGGGAGACAUGGCGGCCGCGCGCCCCUGAGGACGCGGAGCCCGGAGCCCCCCGGCGCCCCGCCCGGGCCAUGCGGCGCGGCCCCUGAGCGCUCCCGGGGGCCGGCGCCCCGGACGCGGCCGUGAGCGCCCGCCGCGACCCAGCAUCCGCGCGCGCGCGGCCUCGGCUCCCCGGACGCGCGGCUGCGAGCCGGCGCCGCACUCUGCCUGGCGUCCCCGCCGGCCUUGGCCGGCUCGCUCCGCCGCCGCCCGUGCGCCUCCUCCGCCUCGCGCGCCGGGGCUAUGGCCGCGGCCGAGGCGCUGCAGACGGCGGACCAGUACCAGGCCGAGAUCGAGCGGCUGACCAGGGAGCUCACGGAGACGACGCACGAGAAGAUCCAGGCGGCCGAGUACGGGCUGGCGGUGCUGGAGGAGAAGCUGGCCCUGAAGCAGCAGUACGACGACCUGGAGGCCUCCUACGACGGCCUCAAGCAGGAGCUGGAGCAGCUGCGAGAGGCGUUUGGGCAGUCCUUCUCCAUCCACCGGAAGGUCGCUGAGGAUGGCGAGACCCGGGAGGAGACGCUGCUGCAGGAGUCGGCGUCCAAGGAGGCUUACUACCUGGGGAAGAUCCUGGAGAUGCAGAACGAACUGAAGCAGAGCCGGGCUGUGGUCACCAACGUCCAGGCCGAAAACGAGAGGCUCACAGCUGUCGUGCAGGACCUGAAGGAGAACGGCGAGGUGCUGGAGCUGCAGCGCGCGCGGAUGAAGGACGAGAUCCGCGAGUACAAGUUCCGGGAGGCCCGGCUCCUGCAGGACUACACGGAGCUGGAGGAGGAGAACAUCACGCUGCAGAAGCUCGUGUCCACGCUCAAGCAGAACCAGGUGGAGUACGAAGGCCUGAAGCAUGAGAUCAAGCGGUUCGAGGAGGAGACGGUGCUGCUCAACAGCCAGCUGGAGGACGCCACCCGGCUGAAGGAGAUCGCGGAGCACCAGCUGGAGGAGGCCCUGGAGACCCUCAAGAACGAGCGGGAGCAGAAGAACAGCCUGCGCAAGGAGCUGUCGCAGUACAUCAGCCUCGGCGACAACCACGUCAGCCUCUCCGUGGACGGGCUCAAGUUUGCCGAGGACGGGAGCGAGCCCAACAACGACGACAAGAUGAACGGCCACAUCCACGGGCCCCUGGUGAAGCUGAACGGAGACUACCGGCCGCCCGCCCUGCGCAAAGGGGAGCCCCUGCACCCCGUCUCGGACCUGUUCAGCGAGCUGAACGUCUCCGAGAUCCAGAAGCUGAAGCAGCAGCUCAUGCAGGUCGAGCGGGAAAAGGCCAUCCUGCUGGCCAACCUGCAGGAGUCGCAGACACAGCUGGAGCACACGAAGGGGGCGCUGACGGAGCAGCACGAGCGGGUGCACCGGCUCACGGAGCAUGUGAACGCCAUGAGGGGCCUGCAGAGCAGCAAGGAGUUCCGGGCCGAGCUGGACGGGGAGAAGGGCCGGGACUCGGGGGAGGAGGCCCACGACUACGAGGUGGACAUCAAUGGCUUAGAGAUCCUCGAGUGCAAGUACAGGGUGGCGGUGACCGAGGUGAUCGAUUUGAAGGCAGAAAUUAAGGCUUUGAAGGAGAAAUACAACAAAUCGGUAGAGAACUACACCGAAGAGAAGGCCAAGUACGAGAGCAAGAUCCAGAUGUAUGAUGAGCAGGUGACGAACCUUGAGAAGACCACCAAGGAGAGCGGCGAGAAGAUGGCCCACAUGGAGAAGGAGCUGCAGAAGGUGACCAGCGUCGCCAACGAAAAUCACAAUACCCUCAACACAGCCCAGGACGAGCUGGUGACGUUCAGUGAGGAGCUGGCUCAGCUGUACCACCACGUGUGUCUGUGUAACAAUGAGACCCCCAACAGGGUCAUGCUGGACUACUACAGGCAGAGCAGAGUCACCCGCAGCGGCAGCCUCAAGGGGCCCGACGACCCCAGGGGACUCUUGUCGCCACGACUGGCCAGGCGGGGCGUGUCGUCCCCCGUAGAAACAAGGACCUCAUCUGAACCAGUUUCAAAAGACAACACAGAGGCCAGCAAAGAACCCAGUCCAACCAAGACCCCCACCAUCUCUCCUGUCAUCACUGCCCCGCCUUCAUCUCCAGUAUUAGACACGAGCGACAUCCGCAAAGAGCCAAUGAACAUCUACAACCUCAAUGCCAUCAUCCGGGACCAAAUCAAGCACCUGCAGAAGGCUGUGGACCGGUCCUUGCAACUCUCUCGCCAAAGAGCAGCGGCCCGGGAGCUGGCCCCCAUGAUUGAUAAAGACAAGGAGGCCUUAAUGGAGGAGAUCCUCAAGCUCAAGUCCCUGCUGAGCACCAAACGGGAGCAGAUCGCCACGCUGAGGGCAGUGUUGAAAGCCAACAAGCAGACAGCCGAGGUGGCGCUCGCGAAUCUCAAGAACAAGUAUGAAAAUGAAAAGGCGAUGGUGACGGAAACCAUGACCAAGCUUCGGAACGAACUGAAGGCUUUGAAAGAGGACGCUGCGACUUUCUCAUCCCUGAGAGCGAUGUUCGCAACAAGAUGUGAUGAAUAUGUCACGCAGUUGGAUGAGAUGCAGCGACAGUUAGCAGCCGCAGAAGACGAGAAGAAGACUCUGAACACUUUGUUACGAAUGGCUAUCCAGCAAAAACUCGCCCUGACCCAGCGGCUGGAGGACCUAGAGUUUGAUCAUGAGCAGUCCCGGCGCAGCAAAGGCAAGCUUGGGAAGAGCAAGCUCGGCAGCCCUAAAGUAAGUGGGGAGGCGCCCGUCACCGCGCCCACCGUAGACACUUACCUCCUGCAUAGUCAGGGCCCACAGACACCCAACAUUCGGGGCAGCAGUGGCACUCAGAGGAAAAGACAAUUUUCACCUUCCCUUUGUGAUCAGAGCCGUCCCAGGACGCCAGGGGCUUCCUACCUCCAGCAUUUAUUAAGCGUUCCCCCUGAUCCCACCUCCACAGAAUCAUUUCUUCUGAAGGGCUCCCCUUCCAUGGGUGACUUCCUCCAAGGGCAACGGCUCAGCAAGGAAAAAAGGUUAACCGUGGCUCCACCAGAUUGUCAGCAGCCUGCUCCCUCCGUACCGCCACAGUGCUCACAAGUAGCUGGGAGGACAGACUGCCCGACGGUCAGUCCUGAUGCAGCCGUCCCCGAGGAGCAGCCGCCGGGCAGCUCCCAGUGCGCCCCCCUCCACUGUCUGUCCAAGCCUCCUUACCCCUAGUCUGCAUCUCCCGUGGACGAGCACCUGGGGUGAAAGCCUGGUGGCCACACGCGGGACACUGCCCACGGUCCAGCGGAUAGCUGCUUCUCACUUGUUGGACGUGUGAUUGGAUGGACGCCCAUCGCGUGGAAGACGGAGAAGGUUGAGCCGAAGCAGAGACCCUGGAGUGACAAGAUCUCGUGGUUUCCCUAGGUCACACGUACACUUCUGCCAUCGAAUGAAUACAGUUCAGUUACAAGACAAAAUGCAAGUAGGACGCAGGAAACACCUAUGUCAGACUGCUGACUUGGCCUCCAUAGCAUGAGAGAGACCCGCGACCACGUUGUAUGCCUGUACUGGGACGUCAUCUUUCCUCACUCCAGAUUCGGCUGUAGAAGUUGAUUCCAGUAGCUUUCAUCUUGCAUAUUUAUUUUGUACUUUCUCUGCUCUAUGUUUUAUGUCUAUAAAAAUAACUUCGGCGAGAGGUGAAUUUAAUUCAUUCAUUUUCAAGGAAGCAUCAUCUACUCAGUUAUGUCUGAGUUUUGAGUUAGCUUGAACCUGGAAUUGGCUGGGUGGGGGUCCGUGUUCUUGCACAAGAUGAGAAGGGAGGUGCAUCCGAAUGGUAACAGUACCUGUGUUUUGCUGCUACGCUGAUGUCGUUUGUGCACUUAUUUCCUAAUCAGUAGCUCAUUAACUGCUGGUUUUUUUUUUAUUUUAAACUAGAGUUCUUCACUGAACAUUAUUAAGUAAAUCUAAGAGAGAGACUAAGUUAUGAUUCAUUGACUUAUUCGAGUUUUCAAUUUGAUUUUUAAUGCAAUUGAGUAGAUGUAUUGGUGCUGCCCCUGUGUGUGUGUGUGUGUGUGUGUGCGUGUGUGUGUGUCUGAAUGUCAAAGAAGGCUAAAGAACUUGAAGGGAAAACAUGGUGUAGUUAGUGACCUGAAUUUUUUUUACUCCUCCCAUACUCCCAAAUUUAGGGUUCUACCAUGAAUCUUUCCUGCUAAAAAUUAUCAAGUAUAGAUGCAAACAUACACAGAUAGGUAGAUACAAGUUAGCCGUUGACUGAUUAGUUUACCCAGAAAGUGUUCAGAUCUUGAUUCAAAUGGUAUGUUUUGUUAUAUUUUUUUCAUAGUGAAUCUUCCUUGCCAAAAAGAAGAGAUAAUAAACCUUAGCUCACUGUCUACCUUUGACAAACACUCAGGUGCCUACAGCCCUCCUGUUGUAUUGAAAUAAUAGCUGUUCCUGAUGCGUUCACAGAUUCUGCUGGGUGCGUGUGUGACUCGGUUUAAGGCAGUGGCUUUUCAUAAUGAAGUUUAUUUUGCUCAUAACCGACAGACAAGGAAGGCGGCUUGUUGCGCUGAAAGGCCUAACACUUUCGGGCUCCUUAACUCUCAAGGGCUUCCCACAGUGGCUGCUCGUGCUGAGUGCUUGCUUUCCGGUUGCCUUAACAUAUUUAGAACCAUAAAGGUUUUACCACUUUCCACGUAACUUCUCUUGGAAACGCAAAACCAUCCUGACUGUUCACACAGGGGAGUUAACACUGUAGACCCAACAGUAGGGCGUGGGCUUACCGGGGUAGGUGGCCCCAGGAGGCCAAGGGUAAGUUGGAAAGCACUGGACAGGCGACUCGGAUCAGCCACAGGUCCGCUAAGUGCUGGUCACUGUUACCAAAGCAACCAAGAAGUGCUGCAGUUACAGGAGUGCAGCUGGGAGGAAGCAGUUGAGAACUUCACGCAAACAGGGAUUCAGGCGAACGAGCAGAAACAGAAACAAAACCAGUCUCCGUCCCGUGCUGCUCCCCGCAGCCCGGCUGCCUGCUCUGUGCUGCCUGCACUGCCCUGCUGCCGCCGGCCCCGUACCCGCCCGCGAGACGGUGCGGCCCGAGCCCGAGCCCCGCUCGGGAAAGCUUGCCCCUGUCUGCGCUGUUUCUUUUUCUUUUUUCCUUUUUCAAGCACCAUGUGUUUAGACCUGAGAAGGGACGUAGCUGCUAGGUUGACUUUUAAUAAAAACUCGUGGUGCCUGAGGGAGAACAUGCCUUUUUGAGAAGUACCUCAGAACAUCCUGUCAGUGUUGUUCCGUGGGCCUGCAGGGCUGUCGGCCCGUCCUCAGUAGGCUGUCGUGCUCCUGUUCCCUUACUGUGGAUCGGCGGCCCCACAAAAAGCCAGGUCGUUACAGAACCUUUCAUUUCUUCCAGUGCAAAACUUACCAUUAAGUCUAGUAUGGUCUGGUGUUAUCUCAGAUCUUCACGGAAUGGGAAAUGCUUUAGUUUUCUGAAAAUCUUAAGUUUAGCAAAACUUCGCCAAGAAGAUCCAGAAACGUGGCAAUACAGUUCUCAUUUUCAGCACAAAAGUGGGUGACAGUGCCUACGCAGGAAGACAAGAUACCAUGCAUUUCCAUUGUGGCGUCAGUUAGUAGCUAAAACAGAGUGGGAGCUGUGUUUGUUUAUAAACCUUUCAAGUGAAUAGAUCUGUGUGGUAGUGACCAAAAUCAGUACCUGCAAAGGUAACAUCAGGAUUCAAAAGGAAACUGUAAAACAGAAGAACUAGUGGAAAUCAGAAGCAGUGAACCUCAGACUAAUUGGAGACAUCCCCCGGGAAGAAAUGCAGACUGUAGAACCAAGACUGAAUUACCGGCUAACCGGGCAGACACAAUGAACGCAGGUUAAAAGUAACUCGUGGUUAGCUAAGGAAUCAGGUAGUUUUUUAAAGUAAGCACAAUUAUAAUACUGAAAAGAAUAGCUCCUAUGCAGAACGCUUUUCUUAAAUGGAACUAGAAGGGACCAGUCACCUGCUGUGGCCUGGAGCGUGACGGACCUUGGUUUAACCGCAGUGAACUCCGGAUUCUCCAGACCCCUUUGAGGAUCCAGUUCUAGACUGCAGUGAAAGGGAUUUGGGGAACUGAGAACACCAAGUCAUUCAAUGAUUGGGAAAGGACCUGUUGAGAAAUUACACUCUGCUUAGCCUAACAAGAAAAGGUACAGCAGUGAGCUUCAAGAAAAGAGAAUUGAAUAAGUGAUGCGUACGAGCCAAAGGUAUCACCUCUGAGAACAGAGUAAGAAAGGCUUCGUGUGUAGGAUUUACAUUAACUCUAGGAAAAAGAUAUGUAGGAAUGGAAAGUUAAUCAUUGAAGUCCAUAACCAAAAGGAAGGUUUUAAGUUGAGUAUUUGGUAUUUAGUAAGCAGUAAGUGCUAAGAUAUCUUAAAAUAGUACAAUUCUGGGAGUCCAUGAUCUUGUGAUCCUUUUAUUUUAAAAUUUAAGAUACAUUGAAGUUUUACUGGCUAGUCAUAAAAGAGUUUAUCCUUUGACAGUAGGAUAGCAAUCUUAAUUUUUGCAAGAUACAUGGUUCAAAAAAAGUUGAUUUUUUGCAGCUAUAUUUCAUAAUAUUUUCAGAGUUGUCCAGAAUGUAGUGAUUUUGCUAUUAAAAAAAAAAAAAAACUCAAUUGUCAAAGUCUAGAAACCCAAAUUUCUUGGGACUAGUCCAGAAAUAGAAGGUAUGCAACCCCUUAGGUGGAGGAAAUGCUUCUCAAAUUUUAUCUUUUCUCAAAAGGAUCUUCACUCUACAACACUGGCUUUCUCCGUGCUGUGGAGAAUACCCUAUAAAAGAUAAAUUCUGUAUCACACAAGUACGACACAUUGGUCCAGUAAACUAAGGAUGUGGAAAUUUCUUAAUCUGCUGUUUAAAAUCCUGUACUGUUUUCAGGCAGAAAUUACAAAACUUGAAAAAGGAGAAAUGAAAUGCAAAUGUAACAUAUAAUUGUCAUGCCAAAAGAUAGAAUCUGCCUCAGAAAGACCCCCAGGGGAAACCUGUGGUUUUCCACUGAGGAACAGCUGGCUCCACCCAGGGAUGCCACACAAGCUUUGAUCUUGUAGAUGUCCAGUAGGACUAGGCUGGAAAGAAACUCUUAGGUAAAGGUCAUAAUUUUAAAAGGUUGACUCUCCAGUUCUCUGUUUAUAAGCCAGAGUGAUUUAAAGUGAAGCUUGUAUUUGGAGAUUGCGAAGAGUUUCAAGAACGUGUGUUUGAGCAAGGCAAACGUAACUUCUGAUCAGUGCUGAUCGGAACAGUUUUUUAGUUUGACAUCAAUUUCUAUGGACACACAAGACCAAUCUAGCUCCCGAGCGACCUUUUCCACCAUCUGCAGUAAUGCUCCCAGAUGAGUCGUGUCAGCAGUUGAGUUCAUCUUUAUUCCAGUGGCAAUUUUAACUGCCAUAGUCCCUGAGGAGUUGUAUCUGUAGCCUGAUUCUACUGUGUUGACACCAGAAAGAUUUCCACGGGACCUCUCUUUUUUCUUUACUACUCCAAAUGUAAUUGAACUAAUGUUUUAGCUUCAGCUAGGUUCUCCAGUUGAGGAUUUUACAGAAACAUAUUCUGUUUAAGAGGAGCACUUAGACUGCUUUAGUGCAAGGGCUGGAGAGCAUAGAGGUAUGCGGUAAAGUGUUUGCGUGAGUUAUUUCACAUCAUGGAAGCUUUCCUGUAUUCAGAAAACACGCUACAGAACUCAUUUCUCUUGUGAUCUCUCCGUUAGGGAUGUCAGGAGAUGCUUCCCUCUGUCUGCUCUCGUUUCUGUACUGAAAUGCAUGGUUCCAGGCCUCAGUGUAUAUUCAUCCCUUUCCUCUGGGGUUAGUGGAAAUUUGCCCUGUUUUAACUGAAGCCUGGCUACACUGCUGAGCCAGGUUAUGUCUCUGAAAGGAGUUUAGUUACUGUAGACCGUUAACUGAGAGCACAUUUUCAUUUGAACUUCUUUGAGAAUGAUUCUCUGAUCAUUAGGGUUCUCCGAUGAAAACAUGGAGAAGCUAAUCUGAUGCUUCUUAGUGGGAACAUGUUUUUCUUUUUAAACAGUCGUUUUCAAACACAGAUCAUGGAGCUGUCAAGUAAAGGGAAGUGUCAUCAUUUUGUAGGAAAAUUGUCUUUCACUGAUCACGGAGAUACAGAAUGAAUCAUGGGCUUCGUGGAUGUGAUUGUGCUACAUAUCUUCAAGGAGAGAUAACCAUUUUAACAUUAUUGCCACAGAUUUAAAACUCAGUGGGUUGACUGUUAGUCAACUAAACAUUUCUUUGAAAAUGUUUUAUGGCACUUUGGUAUUCAAGUCAGUGUUUUUAUUUGUGUGAUCAUGCAUAUGUGAUGAACCAAACAUGAUUCUGGUAUUGUAUUUCUUUCUCAUAUUAACAUUUGUAUCAUGUGUGGCCAACCCUGAUUUGUAUACUGUAUGAUCGUUGUACUGAUUCAGCUAAUCUGACCUUUAAUUGCAGGUUUAUUCUUACGCCCUUUGGGAUUAUGUAAUGUGAAGAGUUUCCACCUAAUAAUAAUAAUACCACAUGAAAACAUGACUAAAAGACUGACCCAAGAUGCUUUUUUGUUGCUAAUUCUUUCUAAAUAUCCUAACUUCAAAGAAAAUGUUCUCAAAGACAUACAUUUAUUCAAAGAAUUCCUAUGAUUUAAUAUUGCUUGUCUUCUUCAUUUUCUUUUUUUAUUAUAGACAAUCCUAAGUGUCUCAUGGCAGAAGCCAUUUGCUCUAUGUGCUUGUAUUGUGUACCUGAUCAUACUCUCUAUGGUUGGAAAAGGCACUCCGGUGCUAAUAAAACAAUGAGGAGCCAAUAUAUCAAUCCCUAUAUCUUGAUUUAUGUCACCCAAUGGAAUAUGAUGUCAUGCUUAACUUUUUCCAGUAAAUAAACCGGUUAUCUUUUGUUCAUUUCA